AUGACUGCCAGCAGCAGCAGACACCAGAUCGACUACAAGUUCCCAGACCCCACCGACCCACUCCAGUUCGCAAGCCGCCCCGAGCCAGACUCACUCAUCGAAUCCCCACACUCCUCCCCCAGGAACACCGCCCAGAGCGACACCGACUGGUCCAUCCUAUCCACCAACCCCAAACCACCACAAUCAACACUACCACCAUCAUCAUCAUCAUCAUCAUCAUCAGCCCAAAACUAUCACCAGGAAAACACCACCCAACCACCCCAGGAACCGCCGCCCGCAAUGCCUGAAGACCAGCAUAAAUGCCAGCUGUGGAUCGAAAACUUGCCGCCAGCUGCCAAGGAACCAGACGCCCCGAUGAUCGACAGCCUCACACAGACGGUCCUGCCCUCCACCACAAACCAGAAACCCGCCGAUCCCAGCCAAAGUCUAGAUUACAGUCAAUACACCACUGAUCUUGGCCCCAACGACAGCGCCUCCCAAUGUGUCUACCACAGGCCGCCACCCCCACCACCACCACCAGCAGCAGCUACCCCCGCGCAGGCCGACCUGCCCGUCCCAGAACCCGAUCGACAUCCGGCAGCCCAGACGCCGGCCGCGGGCGGCGCCGCGGACUGUCCCCUGGACCCGGCCAUGGACCUCUCCUCGUCCUAUCUCACACCCGAGCUGCUCUUGUCAGCCGCGCCACCCAACCCCGCCCUUACGCCCUCCCCAUCGGCGCCCAGGAGUGCCCCCGCGGAUCCCGGCCCCCCAGCGCCCCGGCCGGCGUCUUCUCAACCCAGCCAUGCAGCGUCCAAAGGCACCCCAUCCCCCGCGAUACCCCCCAAAACGUCGCCACCAUCCGCGCCAGCGCAGGCCCCCCACACCCCCCCGCGUCACAGCCCCGCCAAAAGCCGCUUGGUCCUCUUCCUAUUCAUGUCUGCAGCAUCUGUACUGGUCUAUCGGCUCUAUUCCUCGCGCCCGCAGAGCGCUCCCCUCAAUCAUCCGCUUGCUCGUGGGCCUGCUCCGACCGAGGACCUCUUCCGGGCCGCAAUCAUCAACGAGCCGCGCGUUGUUGAAGAGGACGAUACUGCGCCCAUCGUCCCCCACACCGAACCAGCCCAAGUCGUUCUACUUUCUCGCGACGAAACAGAGCCGGAUGACGAUCUCGGACUAGCAUCUGUCCCCGAUAUCGACCAGCCGGAGAAGGACGAUCCUUCACCCCUCGGAGCCCCGCCUAUUGUCCCCGACACCGAGCCACACCAAGUCGUGCUACUUUCUCGCGACGAAUCCGAGCCGGCUGACGAUCUCCAAUCUUCGUCUGCCCCCGAUACCCAUCAGCCUGUGCAGUCGGUCGAAUCCCCUGCGGAGGAAGAAUCACCCAAUCCUGGUGUUGGUCCGCCUCCGACGCGUCUCGACGAGGCUGCCGCAACGGAAGACGAGAAGAACGGCACGGCCCAGCCCGUGUCACCGCCGCCUGACCGGCGUCUCCCGCCGCCCGACUACGUGUUCUGGACGCCGGUGUUCGCGCUCAUCGGCACACUGCUGCUGCUCCCGCGCUGGAUCUCCGGGCGGGAAGAGGCGGGUGCGGGCGAGCCUCUGAGCGUGGACGAGCUGCUCUCGAGUCUGGAGGAGCGCGCAGACCCGCCGGGCUCGUUCGGCGAGCUGCGCGCAAGCCUGGCCGCGAUCGCCCGCGACGGCCCCGCGCUGGCCCGGCUGGCCCGGACCCUCAAGAGCCGGGCGCGCAAGCAAGGAUGUCCGCCCGUCGAGCUCGGGCUCCUGGCCUGGACGGCCUCCGUGGCCGGGAACGAGCAGGCCGCGACGGACACGUGGGCCCGCUUCUGGGCCCUCCUCGGCGCGCCCUCCGCCUCCCCCACCGAGGCCCGCUGGCUGGCGCUCGUCGAGCAACUCGGACGCGCGUACAAUGGACCUGUUAAGACCGAAUUCGACGACGGCUCGUCCGUCGCCACUCUGAAGGCCUCGUCGCCGGCCCUCAAGCCUGACCCCGACGGCCCCACUCCCGACCUCCCCGCGCCCGACCCCCCGGCCCGUGCCCGCAAGAGCGCCAAACGCAAGGCCAGUCUGGGCCCGGCAUCCCGCGCCGUCGAGGCCAAGCCCGCCCCGGAGGAGGAGAGCGCCCUGCGUCACUCCCGACGCAAGACCGUCCCCGCAGCCGCCCUCGUGCCCCAAGCACCCGCCCUGCCCCGGCCCAACACCCGCACAUCCGCCCCGCUCGCCCCGAUCACUAACUCCAGCUACCCCGGCGAGCCCCGGGAUCCCCCUGCUGCUCCGCCGCCCACGGCACCGACACGGGCCGGACGACGGGACGGCCCGCCCGCGGUCCGGUCUAGCCCGCGGCUCCGGGACAAGGUCGAGCGCAAGCCUUGA
Messenger RNA from Puccinia triticina, 2364 nucleotides. RefSeq lists its product as uncharacterized. The record is from RefSeq and is a predicted model, not a curated record. The coding region runs from base 1 to 2364 and encodes 787 amino acids. Lineage: Eukaryota; Fungi; Basidiomycota; Pucciniomycetes; Pucciniales; Pucciniaceae. The transcript is spliced from 2 exons.